UGCGCGUAUAUAAGUUCUGGGUGAUGCUGUGCACGCGAGCUUGAGGUUGAUCGGCAUAGCAAGUCACGAUGAAGUUGCUUUCGCUUUCAACUGUCGGGCUGCUUGCCUUGGCUGGUUUGUCGAUUGGACAAGAGACAAAGGAUGUGCCAAUUCAAGACAAUGGACUCACAAACAUCGUUGAAUGGGACGACCAUAGUUACCUCAUCAAUGGCGAGAGAAUCUUUGUCUUCUCUGGAGAGUUCCAUUACUGGCGUCUGCCUGUACCCGAACUUUGGCGCGACUUGCUAGAAAAGAUCAAAGCCGCCGGCUUCACAGCCUUCAGCAUCUACAACAGCUGGGGCUACCACGAAGCGACCCCAGGCGUCCUCGACUUCGAAAAUGGCGCCCACGAUUUCGUGUCGAUCAUGACCCUUGCCAAAGAGCUCGGCCUCUAUCUCCUGAUCCGUCCUGGUCCCUACGUCAAUGCCGAGGCUAACGCCGGAGGCUUUCCUCUGUGGGUCACGACCGGAGAGUACGGCAAGCUUCGAAACGAUGAUCCUAGAUACACUAAGGCUUGGUCUAAGUAUUGGACUGAGAUUUCCAAGAUUAUUGAGCCACAUCUCAUUACCAAUGGCGGCAAUGUUGCCAUGUUCCAGAUUGAGAACGAGUUAGGCGGCCAGUGGAAGAAUGACGACAAGAGAAUCUUGAACGAGCCUACCGCCAACUACAUGCAACUUCUCAAGGAGUCCGCCAGAAAGGCCGGCAUCGAUGUUCCUGUGUUCCACAACGCGCCCAACACUCGUACAUUUUCUUGGUCCAAUGACUUCGAGCGCAAUGCAACCGGCAACGUCGAUGUCACUGGUGUCGACAGCUACCCCUCCUGCUGGAGCUGCAACCUCGACGAAUGCACCGGCACCAACGGCGAGUACGUCCCUUACAACAUCCAAGACUAUGUCACCUACUUCAAUAAGCAAUCUCCCCGUCAACCUCACUUCUUGCCUGAGUUCCAGGGCGGUUCCUACAACCCAUGGGGCGGUCCAGAGGGUGGAUGCCCUGGCGAUAUCGGCCCUGACUUUGCCAACAUUUUCUACCGUGACUUGCUCGCACAGCAAGCCACCGCCAUUUCUCUGUACAUGAUGUACGGAGGCACAAACUGGGGUUGGUUCGCUUGCCCUGUUGUUGCAACUAGCUACGAUUACUCUUCGCCUAUCUCUGAGAACCGUGCUAUCUGGGAUAAGUACUACGAGACCAAGUCGCUGACUCUCUUCACGCGGGUUGCGCACGAUCUUACCAAAACCAUCCGAGUCACCAACAGUACUUCCCUUUCUACGAACGAUGCCAUCUUGAUAUCCGAGCUUCGACAUGAAGAGAACGAUGCUGCUUUCUACGUUGCCCGACACGAUCACUCACCUUCCGGUACCAAAGAGACCUUCAAGCUUCAUGUUAAGACCUCGGAGGGCAAGCUCACCAUCCCCCAGAACGAGGGCUCAAUUACCAUUAACGGCCAUCAGUCCAAGGUCAUCCCAACUGACUUCCACUUCGGCAAGAAGACACUCCUCUACUCGACGGCCGAGGUCCUCACCUACUCCAUCAUCGACAACAAGGAGGUCAUUGUCCUCUGGCUUCCUGAGGGCGAGCAAGGAGAGUUCACUCUCAAGGGACACACCGAGCUCAAGCACGACAAGUCUCUGAAGGGCAUUAAGGUCAAGGCUGGCAAGAAGAGCGUUACUGUCAACUACACUCAGCAGAAGGGUCUUUUCACUCUCAACCUGAAGGAUGGCUCCACCAUUGUUCUGGCUGAUCGAAAGACUGCUUACAAGUUCUGGGCUCCUACACUGGAUAACAACCCUUUUGCGCCUGUCAAUAAGACUGUUCUGAUUCACGGCCCCUACCUCGUCCGCCACGCCACCAUCAAGAACGGACAACUCAACAUCCAGGGCGACCUCGACAGCGCCACCGAAAUCACUGUCUUUGCUCCCGAGUCUCUCAAGUCCAUCGCCUGGAACGGUGAGAAGGUCAAGGUUUCGUCCAAAGAAGGCCACAAGUACACCAUCAAGCUCAAGGGACCUUCAAAGGUCACGUUGCCCAAGCUUGAGUCCUGGAAGUUUGCCGACAGCUUGCCCGAAAUCAAGACCGACUACAAGACUUCAUCCUCGGCCUGGGUUGUUGCCGAUAAGAAGAACACCACCAACGCGGUCCUCGUCCCCGAUCUGAAGAACCCCGUGCUCUACGUCGAUGAGUACAAGAUCCACUACGGAAACCACAUUUACAGAGCUACUUUCCCCACCACUAGCUCUGCCCCUACCGGUGUUUAUCUGAACCUCACUGGUGGCAUGGCCUUUGGCUACUCCGUCUGGCUGAACUCGGAUUAUAUCGGCUCUUACCUCGGUGAAGCUACCACUGGCCAUGCAGGUCAAGAGUUCUCCUUCAAGAACGCCACUCUGUCGAAGAAGGAGAACGUUCUGGUGGUUCUGAUGGAUAACUCUGGCCACGAUCUACGUGAUGGCGCUCUUGACCCUCGAGGUAUCACCAACGCUACUCUCAUUGGCCCUGCCAAGGGCGGUUAUAAGUUCUCUGAGUGGAAGAUUGCUGGUCAUGCUGGAAGCGUUGAAGGCGAGGUCAUCGAUCCCAUCCGCGGCCCCCUCAACGAAGGUGGUCUCUACGCUGAGCGUAUCGGCGCUCACUUGCCUGGCUUCUCCGACAAGAAGUGGAAGUCUUACUCCUCUAAACAGGGAACUCUCGUCAACCCUUCGGCUGGAGUCCGUGCCUACAGAACGACCGUUGAUCUUGAUAUUCCCGAUGGCCUAGACGUCGGUGUCUCGUUCAAGCUUACAGCGCCUUCCAACAUAACCUUCUCCGCCACCAAGAAGGACUACAGCAACCAAGUCAGAGUUCUUCUGUUUGUCAACGGCUACCAGUAUGGACGAUUCAACCCAUACAUCGGCAACCAGAUAUCCUUCCCCGUUCCUCCUGGUGUUCUGAACUACAAUGGAGAAAACACCAUCGCUGUUACGGUCUGGAGUCAGAGCGCUCAGGGUGGUGAGGUCAAGGUCGAGUGGGAGGUUGACUAUGCCCAUACAUCCAGCUUCGAUGUCAAGUUUGACAGCAAGUAUCUCCGCCCGGAUUGGACCAAAGAGAGACUGCAGUACGCUUAGGAAAUUAGUAGAGUUACGUGUUACGAAGUGGUGUUUGAGAGUUAAACAUGUUAGUUAUUAAGACAUUAGUCAUGUUCGCUAGACCAAAAUUUAGUGAAGCUCGGUUGGCUUCACGAAGACCCAGUUCUUGUCAGCUGUAACCGGUAGUCCUUCCUUCUUCUGAGCAAUUGUGUUGUUCUUGAUCAUGCCGUCAAUCUGCUCUCUGUAAGCAGGCUUACGAUCAACCCAAAGGUGAAUACCGCCACGCGCAACAUCAACACCCUGGAAAAUCAUGGGACCGUCACUAUCAGGAGUAUCACCACCAGCAAGAAUAGGCCUGUUCCACUCAUCGAUGUAGGUGAGAAUAGCAGCCCACUUUCCAGACUUCCAAGUAGCUGGGGCCCAGAGCCAGGGAGUCAUCUCAGCAUCAAGGUUCUGCUUCUGUGUCUUUUGAGUGUAGACACCAUCCUCAAUCUGUUUGCGAGCAGUAGUGAUCUCGCCCUUCUUGGUCUUGAGGAAGAGAGAUACACCGAUGACGUUCUGGGGAGGGACGUUGUAGCCGUAUUUGGGAUCGCUAGCAACCAUGCGGACAAGCUCUUCGGAAGCAGCGCUGACAACGUAGACCUUAAUGCCGUUGGCCAUGAGGCGGUUGUACAGCUCGACCUGGCCCUCGAAGAUCUUGGGAGGGGAGACUUCGGUGGCUGUAACCUUGUCGUCCUCAAAAUAAGUGGUGGGAAUGGUCUUGUUGUAGGCCAUCAGCUCAUCGACGUAGCCCUUGAGCUCACCAAGAGGGAAUCCGCUGAAGAUUUGCGCGGCCCAAGGAUAGCAGACAGCAUCCUCGAUUUCGCAGAGGCGCAAGUAGUAGCUGUACAACGACUCCUUGUGCUUCUUGGUGUCCUUGAAAGGGACCAGCUUAAGAGCAGGGUCCAUGGUCUCUCGUGUAAGAACACCCUUGUUCUCAAGGUAAGGAAGAAGCGAUUCCUCCAGAUCAAAUUGAUAGCUGGUGUUGUCCAUGUCGAAGACAGCAUAGCGACCAUUGUUGGCAUUGCGAGCAAUCAUCUUGUUGAGAGCUUUGGCAGCUUGGGCAGGCCAAUGCUUGAGCUCGGGACCCUUGAGACCAUAGUUGCCAUUGGAGGGAGCGGCAACGGAGGGAGUGCUUAGGCUUGUCAGCCAAAGGGCAUUGACAACGAGAUUGAUGCUGGGUCUCAUGGUGAAAAGGCUUGAGGUGAGGUGAGGAGUGAAAAGCGUGAGGAACCUACUUUUCAGCUUCAACUUGGGAUGGGAUUCA
Molecule: messenger RNA, 4401 nt
Organism: Fusarium odoratissimum NRRL 54006
Lineage: Eukaryota; Fungi; Ascomycota; Sordariomycetes; Hypocreales; Nectriaceae
Product: beta-galactosidase
Exons: 8
Coding region: 69-3134 (1021 amino acids)
Biological process (GO): carbohydrate metabolic process
Cellular component (GO): vacuole
Molecular function (GO): beta-galactosidase activity
Source: RefSeq, a predicted model, not a curated record